This is a messenger RNA of Cynoglossus semilaevis (tongue sole), 3041 nucleotides long. RefSeq names its product creatine kinase, mitochondrial 2a (sarcomeric) (gene ckmt2a). The record is from RefSeq and is a predicted model, not a curated record. Gene Ontology annotation, biological process: phosphocreatine biosynthetic process. Gene Ontology annotation, molecular function: creatine kinase activity. Gene Ontology annotation, cellular component: mitochondrion. NCBI's taxonomy places the organism in Eukaryota, Metazoa, Chordata, Actinopteri, Pleuronectiformes, Cynoglossidae. The coding region runs from base 407 to 1660 and encodes 417 amino acids. The transcript is spliced from 10 exons.
UGUAAAUGAAAAAACAAAGCCACACUCAGAAUUGGUUUGAGUUUUUCAUCUUGAGUCAACAACAAGAGAACUGAUUGGCUACUGUGGACCAAUGAUGAGGAUUAACAGGAGUGAGGGUGUGUCCACGGAUUCUCCUGUUUGUCCUCUCACCUGCCUCUGUGUGUGGACGACCAGCUGGAAAAAUGACCAGUGCUUCUCUUAAUCUCAAAUUAUAAUCUAAUUUUCCCCAUCGGUUCUGUCUCAGCUGUCCUUUUGUAAAGUUAGCAGUUUAAGUUAGCAGUUUAAGUUAGCAGUUAGCAGGAAUCAUCUAGAACGGGUUUUAUAGUAAACCUCUCAGGUCGUGGACUGUGGUAGCGCUGAAAGGCUGAGAACGUCUGAUCAUUUGACUGACAGAGUGCACGACAAGAUGGCAAGCUCCUUCACACGUUUGAUCUCUGGACGGAACUCAGCUGUGCUGCUGGCCAGCCUAGGUGUGGGGACAAUCGCAUCUGGAUACUUGUUGAGUGAAAACAGCUCUCUAGUCGCCGACGCCAAGAACAAGCUUUAUCCUCCAAGUGCCGACUACCCAGACCUGAGGAAACACAACAACUGCAUGGCCUCAGCUCUGACCCCAGCUGUUUAUGGCAGACUGAGGGACAAGGUCACCCCCAACAACUGGACCCUGGACCAGUGCAUCCAAACUGGAGUGGACAACCCGGGUCACCCUUUUAUCAAGACUGUGGGCUGUGUGGCUGGUGACGAGGAGAGCUACGAGGUGUUCGCCGACCUGUUUGAUCCUGUGAUCAUCGACAGGCACAACGGCUACGACCCCAGAACCAUGAAACACCCCACUGAUCUGGACGCCUCCAAGAUAACCAACGGCGUUUUUGAUGACAACUACGUCCUUUCAUCCCGUGUCCGCACCGGCCGCAGCAUCCGUGGACUGAGCCUCCCACCGGCCUGCUCGAGGGCUGAGCGACGGGAAGUGGAGCACGUGGUUGUGAAGGCCCUGGGUGGGCUGAAGGACGACCUGGCUGGACGCUAUUACAGCCUCGGGGAGAUGACGGAGAAGGAGCAGCAGCAGCUGAUCGACGACCACUUCCUGUUUGACAAGCCUGUCUCUCCACUGCUGACCUGUGCCUUCAUGGCCAGAGACUGGCCAGACGCCAGGGGCAUCUGGCACAACAAUGAGAAGACCUUCCUGAUCUGGGUGAAUGAGGAGGACCACACCAGAGUCAUCUCCAUGGAGAAGGGAGGAAACAUGAAGAGGGUGUUUGAGAGGUUCUGCAGAGGCCUCAAGCAGGUUGAACAUCUAAUCCAGGAGAGAGGCUGGGAAUUCAUGUGGAACGAACGUCUGGGCUACAUACUGACAUGUCCCUCCAACCUGGGCACUGGCCUCAGGGCGGGGGUGCACGUACGCCUGCCAAAACUCAGCAAGGAUCCACGCUUCUCCAAAAUCCUGGACAACCUGCGUCUGCAGAAACGCGGCACAGGAGGUGUGGACACGGCUGCCACCGGAGAUACCUUUGACAUUUCCAACAAUGAUCGUCUGGGCAAAUCUGAGGUGGAGCUGGUCCAGCUGGUGGUUGACGGUGUCAACUACCUGGUUGAAUGUGAGAAGAGGCUGGAGAAGAACCAGGACAUCAAAGUUCCAGCUCCCAUCGCUCAGUUUAGGAAAUAAAAAGCUGGGCUGUGAAGUAGCUUAGAAAGAUAUUUGUCAUUUUCUUUCGCCUCCUACAGAGACUACAGAUCUUGUGUGUAGCCUUAGCCUUAGCGCUAAUCUGCUGUUAGCUAAAACCUCUACCUCAGGUUCAUACUGUCAUCCUGAAUUUCAAUAAAGCCAGUAUAUUACAACAACAUCUCUCUUAUAUAAACACUGCUCUUUGCAUUUUCUGUUCGUCCACCUCUGCCCACAGAGCUGGUCCGAUGUCGCAGCUGUUCCUCAAUGAAAUUGUUGAUUUCUAAAUAUCUUUUGUCUUUCAGAUACAACAUAACCAUGACAACUUGAGUAAGGGAAGGUUUCACCUGCGCACUAGAAACAUUUAUUUAUUUAUUUUAUUUUUUCCCCCAUGAUCCGUUAGGGUCAUCCAUUAAAAUCCAGUAAAUGACAGAAAUGAACAAACUGCAUGUAUAGGAAACACUGCACUAAUAGAAGACCGUAGUAGAGUACAUGCUUUCAGUGCAGUGUUUUCUAGACCACGUGAUAAACUUCAGUCUUGAGACAUUACCUGGUCCAUCCCAUUGAACACUUGAGACUUGACUUAGACUUCACUUGUCUCUCUGUCAGUGUUGUCCUUUUAUACCGUCCUGUUGAUACAGUUCCAUUGUCCACACUUGUUACCUGCUAGUUGACCAAGAUCCUCAGAUUGUUACAAAGUCCUAUCAUACUCUGACUGUUGUCAUGAUGUUUGUGUUGCAGGCAUCAAUGUCCGACUGUUCCUUGAGAUUGAUAGGAAAUACACUGUUAAUGUGUUGUUGGUACUAGUGUUAGCUUUUCCUCAAAGCUAAUAAAAAGGAACUGGAGGUUCCUCUGUCAUCCACUAGGAGUUGAAAAUUAUUUAAGUUUUGUUUCUGGCCAGAGUUCCACUUAAAAGCCAACAGUAGCAGGUGUUAAAAAAAAUUAAAAGUGAAAGUGAAUUAUUUGUCAUCGUGACACAUCACUGCACACAACAAAAUGUGACCUGGUUGUGUUUUGUUAAAGGUGAGAUACAAAUAAAAAAACAAGUCCAUAUUCUUUUCAGGACAUUUUAUUCUUCUGUUUAAACAGGUCCAAAUAGUUAGCCUCAUAAUAGUUAACCUCACAGAAACUCAUCUGCAAAAAUGAUCCAGUAGUCGUCACCAAAAACCAACCUGAUUUAUAGUGAAUCUAAUGUCAGUAACACUAUUGAUGGCUGAAGACGGUCAGUCUAACAGAGAGGGAACUAUCUUAUUUAUUAGACAUUUUAUUUUCAUCUCUGUGUAUCUUUAAAAAAUGUAAUGAAAUGAUUGUUGUUUUUUUAUCUAGGAACUUCUGCUGACAUGUUGAUAUUUUUAUACAUAAUAAUAAUAAUAAUAACCUGCAG